Messenger RNA from Paramormyrops kingsleyae, 2635 nucleotides. The record is from RefSeq and is a predicted model, not a curated record. Lineage: Eukaryota; Metazoa; Chordata; Actinopteri; Osteoglossiformes; Mormyridae.
UAAGCGGUAGGAUUGUGGAGAGGAAGACCGCUGCACCCAAACGGGAGAUGAGGAACAAGGGAGGAAGUGGCGGAAUAGACGGUAGGCUGAAGCAGAGACUGGAGCAGUACUUGAGCUCGCAGGGCAGGCAGUACGUGGACUUGGCAGAGGUAGCGGGAGACCUUCAGAAACGCUACAGACUGGAUUACGGACGGCGGAAUAAAGUAGCUUUCAGGAUCCAGGUAGAGAAAGUGUAUGGCGCUGUCCUUGGCGAGUCGGCUGUGGAGGCUUGGGAGGAAAAGCACUUGGCUAAAAGAGCCAGGAGGAGUCACGACCCCAAGGACGGCGAGACAGAUGAGGAUGAUGAUGAUUCCACCGACAGUGAGAUGGAUCCUCCAGAGCCCCCAUUCUCGGACCAUAUGAACCGGUCGCUGACAACACUGUACAGGAAGGGGGUGCCAGCCCCCGGCGAUAAAGAAGAGAACAUCCUGAUUGACCUCUGCGAGGAGGAUGCCGACAGCCCCCUGAAGCUGACUGACACGUCGACACUGGAGCCUGAGCAGAAAGAAAAGAAAAGUAAAAUGAAAAAAGGGAAAAGGCAGAAAGACAGGGGUCGGCAGGCAGCGGAAAGGGAGCCAUUGGACAGAGGAAAGGAUGCGAAAGUCCAGUCAAGAACCCCAGAGCUUCAGCACCCCACCGUGACAUUUGAGGACAUCGGAGCAAACGAAGAAACGCUGAAGGAGGUGUGCAAGCUGCUGAUCCACAUGCGGCACCCUGAGGUGUACCAGUGUUUGGGCGUGGUGCCCCCCCGUGGCUUCCUGCUGCAUGGGCCCCCAGGCUGUGGGAAGACCCUGCUGGCCCACGCGGUGGCCGGGGUGAGUAAGCAGCUUCUCCUGCUCAGCUUCACCGCGCUGUGGCGUAGCAGUAUGAUGUCGCCCCGGCUCCCUUCCCCGCAGGAGACGGGCCUGCCCCUGCUGAAGGUGUCUGCCCCCGAGCUGGUAUCCGGUGUGUCCGGCGAGUCCGAGCAGAAGAUGCGGGAGCUCUUUGAGCAGGCAGCGGUCAGCGCGCCCUGUAUCCUGUUCAUUGACGAGAUCGACUCCAUCACUCCUAAAAGGGAGGUGGCCUCCAAGGAUAUGGAGAGGAGAAUUGUGGCCCAGCUGCUCACCUGCAUGGAUGACCUGAACUCCCUGCCAGUGACGACACAGGUCCUGGUCAUUGGCGCCACCAACCGGCCAGACUCCCUGGACCCGGCGCUCCGCAGGGCUGGCCGCUUCGACCGAGAGAUUUGCCUGGGCAUCCCUGACGAAGGCGCCCGCCGCAGAAUUCUGGAAACGCUGUGUAGGAAGCUGGCGCUUCCUGAAGGCUUCGACUUCCAGCGGCUGGCCCGGCUCACACCCGGCUUUGUGGGUGCCGACCUCAUGGCGCUGUGUCGGGAGGCGGCUGUGCUCGCAGUCAACCGGGCCCUGUUCGAAAUGGGUUGCAAAGAUGGGGGGGACGGUGUCCUGGGGGCUACAGAUGCCACGGGUGCAGGCCGCCCCGACGGAGAGAAGGUCCCGCCCCCUGCAGCAGGAGCAGCUGGGCAGGAGGAGCUGGCGGAACUCCUGGCCCUCCUGAAGAGCGACUCGUGCCUGUCAGAGGAACAGCUGGCUGGCCUGCACGUCCUCGCCUCGGAUUUUGAGGCAUCACUGUCCUGCGUUCAGCCCUCUGCCAAGAGGGAGGGCUUUGCCACCGUACCGGAUGUGACAUGGGCCGACGUGGGCGCCCUGCAGGACGUCCGGGAGGAGCUCACCAUGGCCAUUCUGGCCCCAGUUCGUUGCCCCGCCCAGUUCAAGGCCCUGGGGCUCAGUGCUCCCGCUGGCGUCCUGCUGGCAGGCCCCCCUGGGUGUGGGAAGACCCUCCUCGCCAAGGCUGUGGCUAACGAGUCCGGCCUGAACUUCAUCUCCGUCAAAGGGCCUGAGCUGCUGAACAUGUACGUGGGGGAGAGCGAGAGGGCCGUGCGGCAGGUAUUCCAGAGAGCACGCAACUCCUCCCCCUGCGUCAUCUUCUUCGACGAGAUCGACGCGCUCUGUCCCCGGCGCUCUGGGCACGAGUCCGGCGCUGGCGUGCGCGUCGUCAACCAGCUGCUUACAGAGAUGGACGGCCUGGAGACCCGGAGGCAGGUGUUCAUCAUGGCUGCCACCAACCGGCCAGACAUUAUCGACCGCGCUGUGCUGCGACCAGGCCGCCUGGACAAGACGCUUUAUGUUGGGCUGCCCCUCCCAGAGGAGCGACACGCCAUCCUGCUGACUCUCACCAAGGGGGGCACCAGACCACCACUGGAGCCUGACGUGAGCCUGGAGGAGGUCGCCCACAAUGGGCGCUGCGACUGCUUCACGGGGGCGGAUCUGUCGGCGCUGGUGAGGGAGGCAUCUGUGAACGCGCUGAGGCGUCACCUGAGCUGCUGUGCAUUCUCUGCAGAACACUCCUUCACCAUCGGGCCCAUGGCGGAUGUCAGGGUCAGCAGGCAGGACUUUGAAGACGCCUUUAAGAAAGUGCGGCCAUCCAUCUCCGAAAAGGACCGGAAAAUAUACGAGGCCCUGAAGGAGUCUCUGAGUAGAUGAAGCAGGGUAUGAUUUCAGAUGGUGCUGGUUUUGUAAUAAAUGUUUUAUUGGACUAA